AUGAACAACCUUCCCUUUGUCAGCAUCCGAACCGCCUGCACCGUCUCCCUUGGCCGUCCAAAACAGUCCACUCCCCCCACCGGAGAAGGAAACUCCCCGAACAAGAAGCGCAAAACCACCCACGAACCCGAAGUGGAACAAACCGUGGUGGAGAUGUCAGACGAGGAGAGUGAAGCCUACGAAGAACCGCAAGGGGAGACGUGA
Molecule: messenger RNA, 204 nt
Organism: Penicillium verrucosum
Lineage: Eukaryota; Fungi; Ascomycota; Eurotiomycetes; Eurotiales; Aspergillaceae
Exons: 1
Coding region: 1-204 (67 amino acids)
Source: RefSeq, a predicted model, not a curated record